Molecule: messenger RNA, 879 nt
Organism: Ostreococcus tauri
Lineage: Eukaryota; Viridiplantae; Chlorophyta; Mamiellophyceae; Mamiellales; Bathycoccaceae
Product: Pyrimidine 5-nucleotidase
Exons: 1
Coding region: 1-879 (292 amino acids)
Biological process (GO): pyrimidine nucleobase metabolic process; nucleotide catabolic process
Molecular function (GO): nucleotidase activity
Source: RefSeq, a predicted model, not a curated record
AUGGCCUCCACCUCCUCGAUCGUCCUCCACGCCCGUGCAGCGCCCGCGAGAGGCUCCAUGGACGACCACCGAGCGAAGUACCUCGCUCCUUCCAAGGCUGUGAGCUCGAACGACGACGGUGCGUUGACGAGCGCGAGCGGCGAAGAAAUGAAACCGAAGCACGCCGUCGUCUUCUUCGACUGCGACGAUUGUCUGUACAAGAACGACUGGCGCACGGCGAACGUGAUCACGGCGAAGAUCGAAUCGUACACAACGGAGCGCUUGGGGCUUCCGCACGGCGCCGCGUACGAGCUGUAUAAGAAACACGGGACGUGUCUCAGAGGCUUGCAAAACGAAGCGUUGUUACACGGAGAGGAGGAGUUGGAGGAGUUCUUGGAGUACGCGCACGACAUACCGUUAGAGAUUGAGCGGGAUGAGCGAUUGCGGGAGAUGUUGCUCCGAAUGAAGACGCCGAAGUGGGUGUUCACGGCUUCAGUGGCGGCGCACGCGAAGAGGUGCUUGGAGGCUCUGGGCAUCGAGGACUUGUUCGAGGGUAUCAUCGACGUUCGAGCGGUGGAGUGGGAGACCAAGCACUCAACGAAGGCUUAUGAGGCGGCGAUGCGCAUCGCUGGCGUGGACGAUCCGGCAGCGUGCUUGUUUCUGGACGAUUCCACGUCUAACAUGAAGACGGCGCGCGUGAUGGGAUGGACAAACAUCUUAGUCGGCACGCACGCCAGAGACGGGGGACACGAGAUCGAAUGCGAACACGCCGAUCACAUUAUAUCCACCGUGCACGAUUUCGAGGCGCUCAUGCCCGAGCACUUCCACCCAUCAGUGGAUGGCGUUGAGGACGCUGUUCCGAAUGGAACGAAAGUGCAAGCCGCCGUCCCGGCCCCGUAG